Molecule: messenger RNA, 1840 nt
Organism: Eruca vesicaria subsp. sativa (arugula)
Lineage: Eukaryota; Viridiplantae; Streptophyta; Magnoliopsida; Brassicales; Brassicaceae
Source: the annotation of a GenBank genome assembly
UCUUCUCUUCGCUUCUUCUGGUACUGAAACAAAAACGAAUAACAGUCGUCCUCUCACUUCCUCAUGUGGGCUUAUCUCCUCCACUCGAAUCUAAUUAAAUUCACCCCACUUGUUUUUUAUUCUAUUUAAUAAAUAAAGUUUAAUACUUUUUUUUUGUUGUUGUAAUUUUUUCAUACACUCAAAAUCUCUCGGCGGAGAAAAAAAAGAGUUAACCUUUAUUGCUUCUUCAUGUAAAAGCUUCAACCUUUUGAUAACCCCAAAGUCUUUUUUUAGAGCUUUAAACUUGAUUCUUGGUUUUGGUGAGAAAUGAUGACAUCUUGUCGGAAUAUAGACUUGGGAACUAGUGUCCUUGACCUGAUCUCAUGUGGCUGUGGUCGUCGUCAGUUAGGAAACUUUCCCAAGGCUGUUGGUAUGUCGAGAAGCUACGGUGGCGGCGGUGGGAAUCUUGUGUUUCUCCGGCGUGACGUGGGGAUGAGUUGCAAAGCUGUUCCGACAAAACCCAAAGAGAUCUCUUUGGUCAACGGAAUAGGUGAGGCCAAAACGGUGAGUUUUGAUUUGAGGCAAGAGACCAGAAAGCAGCCUAUUUCAUUGGCGAAUCUGUUUGAGGUUGUAGCUGAUGAUCUGCAGAUGUUGAAUGACAAUCUUUUAUCGAUUGUUGGUGCAGAGAAUCCAGUUUUGAUAUCUGCAGCUGAGCAAAUCUUCGGAGCUGGUGGUAAAAGAAUGAGACCUGGUUUGGUCUUCCUCGUAUCACGAGCCACAGCAGAGCUAGCUGGCCUAAAGGAACUUACAACUGAACAUAGGCGUUUAGGUGAGAUCAUAGAGAUGAUUCACACUGCAAGCUUGAUACAUGACGACGUGUUAGAUGAGAGUGAUAUGCGUAGAGGUAAAGAAACAGUUCAUGAGCUUUUUGGGACGAGAGUAGCUGUAUUAGCUGGUGACUUCAUGUUUGCUCAAGCAUCAUGGUACUUAGCUAACCUCGAGAACCUCGAAGUUAUCAAACUCAUAAGUCAGGUGAUCAAAGACUUUGCGAGUGGAGAGAUAAAGCAAGCAUCAAGUCUGUUUGACUGUGACGUUACGUUAGAAGACUACUUACUCAAGAGUUACUACAAGACAGCUUCGUUGGUGGCUGCAAGCACCAAAGGAGCUGCAAUCUUCAGCAGAGUUGAAACUGUUGUGACAGAGCAAAUGUAUGAGUUUGGGAAGAAUCUUGGCCUCUCAUUCCAAGUAGUAGACGACAUUUUGGACUUCACUCAGUCCUCAGAGCAGCUAGGGAAGCCAGCAGGGAGUGAUUUGGCUAAAGGUAACUUAACAGCACCUGUGAUUUUCGCUCUGGAGAAGGAGCCUAGGCUGAGAGAGAUCAUAGAGUCUGAGUUUUGUGAGGAGGGUUCGUUGGAAGAAGGGAUUGAGUUGGUGAGAGAAGGUGGAGGAAUCAGAAGAGCACAAGAGUUGGCUAGGGAGAAAGCUGAUGAUGCUUUGAAGAAUCUGCAGUGUCUGCCUCAGAGUGGCUUCAGGUCGGCUCUAGAAGAAAUGGUAAUGUUUAAUCUUGAAAGAAUCGAUUAGUAGUUAGAAAAGAUUUGAGUACAUGAUUAUAGUACAGUAAAGCAAAUACAGAGAUUUGUGUACACAUUAAAAGUAGUAUUUGGCUGCAAUACAGAUCCAGGGAUAACUCUCAUGCAAAGUAUUGUUGUGUAUGAUUCUUCCCAGCUUUCCUUUCUCUUCUCUGAUCUCUAUCAUUGCCUUAUGUUCAUGCUGUGCCAUAUUGAAUAUGGCUAUGUCAACUCCAACCAUAUACUUCUUUUUAAAGAUGAUUGCCAAAACUAAUGUUUUUGAUGGAUGUAUG